CGUCCCUAACCGCGGUGGCCUGGGCGACCGGGCAGCGGGCACCCCUCCUCCACCACCAUUUAAUCCGCUUCUUGUUUCUCUCUCUCUCUCUUCCCCCAUCUCUGGCAGCUUGGCUUCGCCAUUACUUGGCUUGCAGGAGCUGGCCGUGGAGUUCCCGUGAGGUGGAGACCAAGCCAUGACUGACUCGCUCGCCCCUACCCGCACCCGAAAGAGACGCUUCGAUUCCUAUGCAUAAAUAGGAAAAAGGAGAGGAGGAAUUCGAGAAAAUCACCCGCCUCUCUUCCUUUCUUCAUCGCCCUCGCCCUGCCCUUUCUUUUUCUCCUCUUCACCUACCGAAUCCCGUUGCCGGGGUCCUCGAUCUGGUCGGGACGGGCGGUAGAUUGGUGGUGGCUUCGUGGCGCUAUCAAUGCUGGUGGAUUUGAGCCGGGGCGGUGGGUGCGCGGAUGGACGCCUGCGAAAUCCGAGCGCCCGAGGCAGUGCUGCUCCGGAAAUCUGACCUGCCGGCGGAGAAGAAUUACAGUAACGGCCAUGCUGAUGCCGCGGUGAAGCGCAAGGUAGCCGCGAUGCCAGCAGCGGCACCUACUACUCCGAGGAGGCACCCGUCGCCGAAUGCCGGCGGUCGGGCGUCGUCCCCGACGCCGGCUGGGUCACAGGCGAAGAGGUCCCAGUCUACCGAACGGCGGCCGGCGACUCCGUCGAGGGCGUCUUCCGGCGGUUCGCGGCCGACUACCCCGUCCAGGAUCUCUGCCCCGGCGUCGCCAUCGUCUGCGCCUUCCAGCCCGUCCUCCUCGUCCUCCAGCUCGUCGACGCCCGUGCGUGAUGCCGUUUCAGAAACGCAAAGCGCUCCGAGGAGGUUGUCGGCUGGUCGGGCUCCUGAUGGGUUGUGGCCUUCAAUGCGGAAUCUGUCUUCUUCUUUCCAGCUCGAAUCAAAGGGGAAAAGGAUUUCUAGUAGCUCUUCUGCAGAUCAGGCCAAGGCAAGGGAUGCAGCACCAGCUGAUAGGAAGAGGAGCCCAUUGAGAGGGAGAGCUACCCCUGAGCAAUCGGAGAAUCCACAUGCCAAGGUGAUUGAUCAUCAUCGCUGGCCUGCUAUGAUGGGGGGCAGGGUGUCUGCAAGCGCAAUGUCCAAGAGCAUGGAUGUCACUGAUAAGAUCAGCAGGUCUACUCUUCCAUCAGUUCCGUCACGUGGUCUUUCACCGAAGCGAACAACAAUGUCAUCCGCUGCAAAUACCUUGUCAAGAAGUAUUGAUCUUGCUGAUAAAAUUGACCGGCUGGUCUCUUCGUCAGUGUCAUCACAAGGGGGAUCACCAAAAAAGUCACCUUCCAAUGGUGCAGAUGAUGUGCCCAAAAAGGUCGGUGUUCGUAAAGAUCUCAAACUUUCAUCCUUGGCAAUUUCAUCAAGAAGGGUGUCACCAAUAACAACAGCUGCAUCAGAUGGCACUAGGACCCUAUCAGAAAGCAUGGAUCUUACUGAAAAGGAUAACAGUACACUCUCCUCGUCGGUUUCAUCACCCAGCAUUUCACCAAGUGCAUCAUUAUCAAGUGUGUCUAAUGCUGCAUCACAGACUACUACAAAAUCAUCAGAGAGAUUAAUUGGACUGUCUUCAUCGAGAGGACUUUCACCUAGAAGAACAACUUCUGGUGGCAUUGCUGCUUUAAUGAAAAGUGUUGAUUUUCAGCCUGAAAAAGAUAGGAGACCAGCUUCAUCAAGAGGGGUUUCGCCAAGAAGGCGAUUUGCCUCUGAUGGUGUUAAUGAUAUUGUGAAAAAUAUGGAUUUUGCUGAAAAGGAUACCACAGUAGUCAGCCCGUCAAUUCCAUCUCGAGGGGUUUCUCCAAGGAGAAGACUUGCCUCUGAUGGUGUUGAUACUAUAUCAAGGAGCUCAGAGUUUUCUGGAAAGGAUAACAGGCCAUCCACCUCAUCUUCCACAUCACGUGGGAUGUCUCCACGAAGAAGGCUUGCUUCUGAUGGCAUAACUGCUGUAACCAACGGCGUGGACUUCGGUGAUAAUGCUAACAGACCAUCAACCUCUUCAGCAGUAUCACGAGGGAUUUCACCAAGACUUCAAUUAGCCUCUGAUGGUGUUGGCACUGUAUCAAAAGGCACAGGUCUUGCUGAUGAACUGGACAGGCCAUCAACCUCAUAUGCAACACCGCGAGGUAUGUCGCCACGACGCAGGGUUGCAUCUGAUGCCAGCAAUGCCACUUCAGAAAGGAUCAAGUUCACCGAAAAGGAUUCUGGAACUGUGUCCUCUUCAGUUGCACCUAGAGGGGUCUCAACAUUAAGACGACUUGCCUCUGAUGGUGUUGAAACUAUAUCAAAAAGUAUGGAUCUCAUUGAGAAAGAUACUAGACCUACUACCUCAUCAGCUGCAUCACGAGGGCUUUCACCAAGAAGGCGACUUUCCUCAGAUGGUGUCAAUGUGAUUCCAAAGAGCAUGGAUCUUGUUGAAAACAAUAACAAACUUGUCACCAUGUCAGCUGCAGCACGAGGGGUUUCACCAAGAAGACGGCUCGCCUCAGAUGGUGUCAAUGUGAUAUCAAAGAGUAUUGAUUUUGUUGAAAACAGCAACAAACCCUUAGCCAUGUCAGCUGCAGCACGAGGGGCUUCACCAAGAAGACGGCUCUCCUCUGAUGGUAUGGAAUCUAUAUCAAAGAGCACAAACAUUACUGAAAAAAGUAUCAGACCUUCAACAUCGUCAAUGUCAUCACGAGGGAUGUCACCAAGAAGACGGCUGGCCUCUGAUGGUAUCAAUGCUGUAUUGAACACAGAAUUUGCUGACAAGAACUGUAGACCAUCUUUCUCAUCAGCUGCUUUACGAGGGGUUUCUCCCAGAAGCAGGUCUGCCUCUAAUACCAUAUCAACAGGCUUGACUUCUGCGGAAAAAGAAAGCAGACCAUCCACAGCAUCAAGUGCGUCAUGUCAGACUCUGCAGAGCAGUAGGCUUGAAUCUGAUGGUGUUAAUACCUUAUCAAAAGAUGUGGAGAUCUCAUCAACUGUAUCUGGUUGCACUUCAGACAGUAGACUUGAUGGCACUGGUGCUGUAGUAAAAAGCAUAGAUGUCACUGAGAAACUUGUGUCAACGGAAGAUGGUGGUGAUGGUGAUGAUCCAGGAAGAAUGGAUUCUAGUGACAUAGUUACUAGUGCAGUCUCAUCAUCCCUUGCAUCUCAAGAGGUAUCACCAAGACCUGUUACUGAUGACGUUAAGAAUGCAUCAGAGAAUGUUGAUGCAACUCAAAAAGGUAACAGAGCAUUAUCGGUGAAGGUUCCAUUUCGAGGAGCUUCUCCAAGAAGGCGACUUGCAUCCGAUGGCAUUGAUACUAUAACUAAAAGCAUGGAUUUUGCUGAGAAAGAUAAGAAACCCAUGACAGUGUCAGUUCCAUCACGUGGGAUGUCACCAAGAAGAACAGCGAGAUCUGACAGUGCUAAUAUAAUGUCAAAAAGUAUGGAUUUUGCUGAUAAAUGUAACGGACCAAUAUCUUCGAUGGUUCCUUCACGAGUGUUUUCUACAAGAAGAGUAUUAGGACCAGAUGGUGCUAAUGCCAUGUCAAGAAGCAUGGAUCUAACUGAUAAAAUUAGACAGCAAAUAUCUUCAGCUGUGCAAUCAUCCAGAGCUUCACCAAGGAAAAUGCUUCUUGCUUAUAACAGAAUAAAAGGCCCUGAAGUUUUAUCAGGUGAUGUUGAGAGCCCUGCUUCUGCUGAUGGAAGUGAAAGUCAAGAGGAGAAUGCCAGUUCAAGUCCAGAUGCACCUUCAAAUAAUUCAGAAAAAUCUACACCUCCAAAGCAGCUAGCUAGGAGAUCACCUUCGCCAUCACGUAUUUUAAUACGCCCUUCAUCACCAUCCAAUGCUUCAUCGACACCAUCAUUUGCCUCUAGGAGAUUACCAAGCCCAUCAAGGACUAGACCCUCAACACCUGUCUCACCAUGUAGUUCUGCCAGAUCUGAUUCAGCCUCUUCAAUUCUUAGCUACAUUGGUGAUGCUACAAGAGGGAAGAAGAGCCCAGCUCACAUGGAAGAUGCCCAUCAGUUGCGCCUCCUGCAUAAUAGGAACUUACAAUGGCGUUUUACCAAUUCUUAUGUUGAUGAAAUGCUGUCAAUUCAGAAAAUAAAUGCUGAGACUAUGUUGUACAGCGUAUGGGAUGCUAACUCAAGGAUGUGUGACUCUAUGGUUAUGAAAAGGAGCUAUGUACAAAGACUAAGGCAAGAGGUCAAAUUGGGAAUAGUGUUGAAGGAGCAAAUGGAUUACCUUGAUCACUGGGCAGCGCUGCAAACAGAGCAUUCUUCUUCUUUAUCCAGCGCCACUGAAGCUCUUAAAGCAAGCACAUUGCGCCUUCCAGUUUCAGGAGGAGCUAAGGCUGAUGUACAUACUGUUAAGAAUGCUGUCAGUUCAGCAGUUGACAUUAUGCAAGCAAUGGGGUCAUCCGUUUGCCAUUUGCUAUCAAAGUUACAGGCUUCACACUCUCUGGUUACAGAACUUUCAGCUGUUGCUGCUAAAGAAAGUACCUUACUCAAUGAGUACAGAGAACUCUUGGCAACAGCAGCAUCACUACAGGUCCAAGAGUCCAGCCUAAGGACACAGCUCAUACAACAAACAGAGUGAACAGGUUAAGGUCCUGUAUUUUUAACUAGGAAGAUAGAGGUAAACACCAUUCAUUAGUUUCAGUGACUGCGGUGCAUAUGUGUAUCUUUGAUGUCGUUUUGUUUUUCUCUCUCUUCCUUUUUUCACUUAUUAGCUAGCCCAUAUUUCUUUUCAUUUCUACUCCCCCAUGUUCUUUUCUGUUCGAACAACUUACAUGGAAGAGAAGGGAAGCAACACGAAAUCAUGGAUUUACUCCAUGACAGAGCUGCCAAUGUGGUCGUUUAUUGCAUCCUACACCAAUGUGCCAAAAACUGAAAGCUUUGUUGUAACUUGUAAAUCUUAGCAGUUAUGUGUCCUUCAGUGUAAUGCCUUUAGAUGUGCAUCUUUCUUAGAUCGCCAUCACCUUAGAAUUAGACUCCAGUUAACAGAUUACUUACUAUUAGUGCUGGUCCCAAAUCCAAGCAAGGGGCAACCAGAAACUUCUAACCGACACUACAGAGUAGUUGACAGGUUUCCAAUACUGACUUCGUUGCUAACACUUGUAAGUAUUUUAUGUCCUGUCAGGAGAAAUACCAUGUUUUGUUCUUCUCCA
Messenger RNA from Sorghum bicolor (sorghum), 5166 nucleotides. Its product is annotated as flocculation protein FLO11. Bases 444 to 4595 code for a protein of 1383 amino acids. Gene Ontology annotation, biological process: spindle assembly; centrosome cycle. Lineage: Eukaryota; Viridiplantae; Streptophyta; Magnoliopsida; Poales; Poaceae. Gene Ontology annotation, molecular function: microtubule binding. The transcript is spliced from 7 exons. The record is from RefSeq and is a predicted model, not a curated record. Gene Ontology annotation, cellular component: cytoplasm; nuclear microtubule; centrosome.